GCGCGGCGGGGGACACGGCGGCCGCGGCGGGGUUCGCUCGGGCGGCGGCGGCGGCAGCGGCGGCGGUAGCAGCAGCGGCGGCGGAGGCGGCGGCCGCAACGGGACCGCCUUCAUCCCGUUGCUCUGCCUUUCCCUCCUCCUCUCUUCCUUCCCGCCGAGGGCUCGUGCACUUCCCCUAACGGCGGCCGGAUCCUACGGUCCCGAAGAGCUGGGGAGACGGAAGUAAAGGCAUGACUUCCCGGCGCCGCAGGGAAAAUAGGGUGCAAGCCCAGAAACUCUUUCCCCACCACCACCUGUUGAAAAACUGAUUUUCGAAGGCGUUUCCGGGUCCGAACAAACGGAAAGUUGCUAGGAUUGGAUGCGUCCCUAGUUCUGCAGUUUUGCACCGGAAAACCCUUACUACUUAAUAUCAAGGAAAAAAAGAACUGGAAAUUAAGCCGAAGAACCUUACUCAGUCAAAAUGGAACGGUUCGUAGUAACAGCACCACCUGCUCGGAACCGUUCUAAGACUGCUUUGUAUGUGACCCCUCUGGAUCGAGUCACUGAAUUUGGAGGUGAGCUUCAUGAAGAUGGAGGAAAACUCUUCUGCACUUCUUGCAAUGUGGUUCUGAAUCAUGUUCGCAAGUCUGCCAUUAGUGACCACCUCAAGUCAAAGACACACACUAAGAGGAAGGCAGAAUUUGAAGAGCAGAAUGUGAGAAAGAAGCAGAGGCCCCUGACUGCAUCUCUUCAGUGCAACAGUACUGCGCAAACAGAGAAAGUCAGUGUUAUCCAGGACUUUGUGAAAAUGUGCCUGGAAGCCAACAUCCCCUUGGAGAAGGCUGAUCAUCCAGCAGUCCGAGCAUUCCUGUCUCGACAUGUGAAAAACGGAGGGUCCAUACCUAAGUCAGACCAGCUGAGGAGAGCGUAUCUGCCUGAUGGAUAUGAGAAUGAAAAUCAGCUCCUCAACUCACAAGAUUGUUGACAAGGCAGUUAUGACCAUUGUGAUCAAGAUUAAUAAUGUGGAGUAUUAAAGUUAAUGUGUUGAUUGUGUGCUUCAUUUUUAUAUUUAUUUCAUUUCAGAUCAUGUGAUACAGAAUAGUUUUGCAAUGUGUAUAUAGUUGCAGGCAAAAGGAAAAAAACCUCACUGUAAAACUUAUGCUUAUGUUAGUCACCAAUGGUAUAAAGCAAAACUUAGCUAUAGAGUGUAUUAGGAUAUCUGAAACCUGGUGGUUAUCUUUAAAACUGAUGGGUUUUCUUCUGAAAUGUUUGUGCAUGGAAGAACUGCCCUGCGUUGUAGCCCUGUUGCCAUGUAUGAUUAUUUCUUGUGAGGUGACUUAAUUAUUUGGAUUAAGAACUAGCCUAGAAAAUUUAAGCUGCUGCCAGACUAUACCACUCACAGGAACUUGAAGUUCUUUUCGAGAUAGAAUGGUAGGCAGGAAAUGUUCUUAGAGCUUGAGAUCUCUAGAAGAAAUGGCUGUUCAAACUCCAUUUUGUUUAUAUAUGAAAUAAUUGCCUACCCUUCAUUUCCUCGCGGUCUUCACCUUUUUAGAGAUUUGUACACAAUAGCAGCUUCAAGUGACCAAAAGACUAAAAUCUCUCUAACGUCUGCCAAAAGCCUUGGGGGAUUUUGCAGUGAUGAGAUUUUAGUCUCGAACAUGAACACAAAUUUUUGAACCAUAGUUUUCAUGUUAAACAUCAUCUUAGAUUUGCAAACUUUUUAUGUCUUGGUACUAAAGGACUACAGGACUGGUUUUUUUUUUCAUUUAAAUACACUGUGGUUCAGUUUUUUUUUUUUUUAACAAGGAAUUAGUAGUUACUUUUUGGCUCACAGCAAAUAAAAAACUUGCUUUCUAUACAGUAAUUUUUCCAUAAGAUUUUAUGUUUAUUUAGGUAAAUAGGCUAGGAGUGAGUUUUAGUUUGACUUUUACUGCUUUGCCUCUGGUGACAUAGGGUUUUAAACUUGGAUGCUAAACAGUUGUCUAAUAAAUGAGGCACGAAUUUUAUAGUAGAGAUAAGCAGGAUGCUGCUUAGCUGUUUUUGAGUCAGAAAAUCAGUUCUGUUAAAGGUCAACCAUGUUUAGGUUCUCUGAACCUCACUGUUCUGUAAGCUUUUUAAAAGUAAUUUAGCUCAGAUAAGUCCUCUUCAUCAGAUCCAAAUUAUAUUUUUUAAAAGUUUAGUAACUGAAGACUUAGUUAGAGCUUUAAUAUAAAAAUUUAAAAAAAAAUCAAAUAGUUGAAAACAUUGAAGUUAUAUUUCUAUUGUAAAUCAGUGGCAUGAUGCCCUGUGUGACUUGGAGUUAUCUUUCAGGUCAUUGUGCCGCAAAUUUCCAUUAAACAAAAAGCCAAAGUUAGUAAAUAAUAAUAAUAUAAUUUGGGGGUUGGUUUAUGUUUUUGGGGAUUUUGUUUUGUUUUGGAUUUGCUAUUCUUUUUUUGGUUUUUGGUUUUGACUUGUUCUUGAUUUUUUUGAAACAUGAUCUUUCUACAUAGACCUGCUGUCCUGGAGCUCACUCUGUAGACCAGGAUAGCCUUGAACUCACAGAGAUCCUCCUGCACCUGCCUCUUUCCCUCUUGAGUGCUGGGAUUAAAGGCGUGCACCACCACGCCCAGCAAUAAUUUGUGUUUUUAAGAACAACUUGUCUUAAGGGUCUUUUGUAGAUUUAACUUUCCCAAUUCAGGUUGUCAAAGUGACCAAUUGCUUCUUUUAAAACCCUGCUGUGGAAAGGAAAGUCAGUUCUCAAAAUUUGUAGUUUCCAUUUUCUCAUGUUUGGUUAUAUUUACGUAGAACGUAAAUGUCUAGGCUAGUUGUUUACUAACUGCAGUUGGUAAAGCACAGAUCAUCAGCAAAGUGUAAACAGUAUAUUCUACUCUCUCAAAGAAUUUGCAGGCAACCAUGUUUAAAUUGUCUUGAGAUGGUAGGAUGUCUAAGCAACUAAAAUAAUUGAAUUUUGUACCACUAUUUUCAGAAUAAAAACAAAUCAUUUUAAUUUUUUCAGGAUUCCAUGUGAUUUGGACUAUUCCCUAUUGUCUGGGACUAUGCACUAUCAGUAAACAUGGCAGAACAGUUUCUAGUAAUCCCCUAACAUGUUGGAUGUUGCACUAGGAAAACAAUUCACCUUUGCCUUUCUUGCAGUUAUUUUUACUGACUUCACAGUCACUUAGUUCCUAUAGAAAUGUUUUUCCAGGCUUGCAACUGUUCUUACGUUUUUGCAUCUCUAGGGGCAUAGUUCACUCUGUUAGGCUUGUAUCAUGUCCUUAGAAUGAGUUUUUCAUUCCCUUGGGGGAAAGUUACUAUUAAUGUUGCUUCACUGAUUAUGAAAGUUUGUUUCUUGGAACUGGUUAAAUUUGUCUCAUAAAUAAUAAGAGUGGUUAUAGUAGCCUGCUCAAACUGGGAAAGAUUUGCAAAACUCUGAUUGGCAUGUUAGAUAGUAAAGGCAUGUGCUACUUGGGAGGCAAAGUGAACGUGUACAGAAGCUUUCGAUCUUAGUUAUAUAGUGGUAGUAUGAUGCUAUACUAUUGGACCAAUAGCAGCUCUUUUUUUAUAAGUUGAAUGCAUUAUAUUUCAUUUAUAAACUGCCUUCUACACAUACUUACCUGUUAUGUUUUCUCAGAGUGUUGUAGUAUGUCUUCCAGAACCUCGCUAUAUUCUGACAGUAAAUAGUCCUAGCUUGUUGAAUUUUCUGUUGGUUUCUUUUUCAUUAUCUGUGGCAUAUAGCAAGCCUGAAAGAUAUUGUAAUCAUAUUUUACAGAGUGAGGAAUUAGAUUGUGUAUGAGAACCUAUAUAGUUAUUUUAUCCAUUAUCUUUGAUUAAAGCUUUCUAAUAUUAUUUAGUAAGUGCUUCUUCCAGUUUAUGCCUGUGGCCCUCUGAAUAAGGGACCAGAAAACAGCAAAUUUUACAUCUUACUCUUUAAAUAGUUAAGUGUCUGCUUGGAAGUGAUCUGAAGUUGGACGUACAGUUGGCAAAAUUUCCAAGCUGAAAUUUGGUCUCAAAGAAUUUGUGCAUGAAACAUAGCAAGUACAUGAAAGCAAAUCAAACUUAAGGCGACCUGAAACCAAGGCUAGAAGCGAGCUUUCAUUUGGUUCUCAGUCUUUGUGAGGGCUUGCUUGUUGGACUUAACUGCCAUUCAAUGAGGACAGAUCACCUUAAAAUAAUUGAUUUACAUGGAAGGUUAGUCCUAUAGUUUCGAUUGCUUUGUCUUUCGGCCAGCACUGAUGAGUAUGUGAAGUGGCUAUCCUAAACCUUGGAUGAUCUCAACCCAUACUCAGAUCGCUGAGGUAACUAUGGUCCUUACCUAGUGCUAUUCUACUUGUAUCCAGAAAGCUGUAUUAAAACUUUACUAUGUUAAUUUUCGUCUUCCUGUGCUUAUUUUUUACUUUUGCUCAUGCACGUAUUUUAGUAUAAAUGUGUUGCUUUUUAAAAGUUUGUGACAUUUAGAAAUAAAUUUCAAAAAGUU
This is a messenger RNA of Chionomys nivalis (European snow vole), 4432 nucleotides long. RefSeq names its product CGG triplet repeat binding protein 1 (gene Cggbp1). Gene Ontology annotation, cellular component: nucleus. Gene Ontology annotation, molecular function: double-stranded DNA binding. The transcript is spliced from 3 exons. Lineage: Eukaryota; Metazoa; Chordata; Mammalia; Rodentia; Cricetidae. The coding region runs from base 461 to 964 and encodes 167 amino acids. The record is from RefSeq and is a predicted model, not a curated record. Gene Ontology annotation, biological process: regulation of transcription by RNA polymerase II.